AUGGACCCGCACAGCCAAUUCAUCACUCACCCGUCCGGCGAAACGACACACUACAUCGCCGACUGCCACGCCGACCCCUGGAAGCCACACGACACAGAAACGGUCCUCCUGCAAGGCGGCUUCGCCCGACACUCAGCCUUCUUCUACCACUGGGUGCCCGCCUUGUCUCGGCACUACCGCGUCAUCCGGCGCGACCUGCGCGGCCACGGCCUGUCCAGCGCCCCCUCGAUCCGGCAGAAGCCAGACGCCUACACACUCGACACCAUCCUGUCCGAGAUCCUGGACACGCUCGACCAACUCAACCUCCAAAAGGUUCACUUCUUCGGCGAAAGCACGUCCGGAAUCCUCGGCGAGAUCUUCGCCGCCCGACAUCCAGAACGCCUGCUCAGUUUGACCGUAUGCUCGAGUCCCACGCACCUCCCCCAGGCCACGCAGGAUUUCCUGGCCAUGGGCAUCAAGGCCACCAAAGGCCUGGACCAGGACCUGGACCAGGACCAGAACCAGAACCAGACGUCCUCGGCGUUAUCAUGGCCUGAAGCGUGCCGUCGCUUGGGCUCUCGGGGCUGGGCGCAGGCACUCUCGGAACGUCCGGGGACCAUGGCCUCGAAUGACCCGGCAUAUCGGAAGUGGUGGCUCGACCAGGUCUCGGUCAGCAGCGGCGAAGGGUUGGCGAGUUAUGCAGAGUUCCUAUGCACGAUCGAUUCCAGGCCGAUUCUGGAUCAGAUCAGAGUUCCCAUGCUGAUCUUGGCUCCCACAAGGAGUGCUGCCACCACCAUCGCCGCGCAGAAGGAGAUUCAACAGCAGAUCGGCAGCAAUUGCAAGUUGGUCGAAGUGGAUGGGCCGGGUCAUGAGAUUUACAUCGAAGCGGCAGAUGACUGUAUAGCUGCAUUUUUGGAUUUUGUGAAAAGAAUGGGGCCAUAGAUGCUAG
Exophiala xenobiotica is the source of this 928-nucleotide messenger RNA. RefSeq lists its product as uncharacterized. The transcript has a single exon. Bases 1 to 921 code for a protein of 306 amino acids. NCBI's taxonomy places the organism in Eukaryota, Fungi, Ascomycota, Eurotiomycetes, Chaetothyriales, Herpotrichiellaceae. The record is from RefSeq and is a predicted model, not a curated record.